GAAAGCUAGACUUUAGACAUGCUAUGUAAUGUAAUAUUCUAUAUAUUACAUUCGUAGCGAUAGUUUAAAUUUAAUCGAUUAACUAUCAUAAUACCAUUGAUUAUUUGAAACUUACAAGACUCUGUAUGAGACAAGUGUAGUUAUUACAUGUUCCGUUCGCACGAUAAUAUAAAAAUAAGGAAGUGGCAUAAUGGUGUUUUGUUAUAAAAUUAUUACAGAGUCGCCUCGUCGCUCGCGCUGUGUAUCGCCCAGGAAGGCUUCGCCGAGGCGAAUAUCGUAUAUUCCCAGUACAACAUCGGAUCUCGUUGGCACGUUGGACUAUGAUGCAGCGGAUGCGUCGAGCAGCGACGUCUUUGACUCGAUUCCCGAGCGAGACAUCAAACUGCUGCAAGCGCUCGCCCGUAAGAGAGAAGAGAAUCAGGAGAGGGAGAAGCUGGCGGAGUAUUUUCAGAAGAUGUGGCUGAAGGAGAAGGAGGAAAGGGAACUUAUGGAAGCUGAAACGUCAGAGCAAUACAAACGAUAUCUGCACGAGAAGAGAGCGCAAGAACGAAGCAUGAACGAGUACAGAACAUUCCAGAAGAUGGCGGAACAACAGGCGAGAAGGGGCCAGUUGCUAGACUGCAUCCGGUACAAGGAGCAGAGGAGUGCCGAUUUGAAGGCUUGGAAAGAAGAUAAGAAGAUCUCAAAGCUAAUAGAUAAAGCAAUGGAAGAAGAGGCGCGCAUACAACUAGCAAUGGAGCGACGUUGCCGGCUUGACGCGGCUGAUACAUUGCGGCGCCGCAUCGAGCUGCUGCACGCACAGAGGAAGGAGGACGACGCGCGGCAACGUCGUUGUGCCAUUUUGCGAGAUGCUUCUAAACGUGUGGCCAUAUCAAACGCGCUCAGCAGCUGGGAGACAUCGCUCCAACGGCACGAGCUAGCGGCGCAGGACGCGGCGAGACGCGCGAUGUUCGCGACGCAACACGCCAUGAAGCGCGCGCGCAGCGGGCGAGUGACGCGCGCUAUGGACAGGCGGCGGGCGAGAGCGAGACGGAUAGCUGCUGUUACAGAGCUCAUGCGCGAUGUUGUUAGGAGUCAAUGAUUUUGAAACUAAGAGGCUUCACGAUCAAUGGAAUAGAUAUUUAGGCAGUUAAAUAACUAAAAAAAAGUUUAAGUAUUGGAAUGGAUACUUGGCGGAUAUUGUCUGAUAAAAUAAAAUUUCGAAAAAUAUAGCCUA
Zerene cesonia (dogface butterfly) is the source of this 1216-nucleotide messenger RNA. Its product is annotated as stress response protein nst1-like. The coding region runs from base 191 to 1081 and encodes 296 amino acids. NCBI's taxonomy places the organism in Eukaryota, Metazoa, Arthropoda, Insecta, Lepidoptera, Pieridae. The record is from RefSeq and is a predicted model, not a curated record. The transcript has 5 exons.